UUGCUAAAGUUACUUAAAUCAUCAGAGCAGCUUCUUUACUAGUCUAUCUAUUCUAAGCGAGAAUCUGUACAAACUCAACAACAGAUAUGAAGAGGUUCCCUGCUAUUGUAUUCCUAUCAUGUGUAGCUACCAUAUGUUCCGCACUUGACACCAUGACUUCAACUCAAAUUUUGAAAGAUAGAGUCACCAUUUUUUCGUCUGCUCGGAUAUUUGACUUGGGAAUCUUCGGCCAGGGUGACUCCAAGAGUCCAUAUUCGGCGUCUCAUGGAUGUGUUAUGGAAAAACCACUGAUGUGUGAAAAGGGAGAUGGAUUUUAUAAGUUUUCUAGCGUCAAAGUGCCGGAUAUAAAUUCAUCCAAGUUUAAUGACAGCAUCAGGCUUCCGGACUGUAAAACAGUUUGCUUAGCAAACUGCUCCUGCAUGGCUUUUACAAUUCUAGACAUCAAGGGUGAUGAAAAAGAGUGUUUGCAAUGGUAUGGGAGUUUCUUUGACAUUCAACAACUUCCUAGAGGAGAUCAAGAUUUAUAUGUGAGGGUAUCUUUCUCUGAGUCAGAUCAAGCUAAGAGGAAAGAUAGGAGUAAACUACUGAUGAUGUUGACAAUGUUAGUAGCAUUGGUUUUACUAGUUCAAAUUUUGGGAUUUUGUAUAUGGAAGAAGAGAAAGCACAUACUAUUGAUGAGAUUCGAAGGGAGUCUUGAAAGAAAAUUUACAGAAUUCAACUCCAAGCGCCACAAAGAAGAUGUAGAGAAACCCCUAUUACCCUUAACCAUCCCAGCUGCUGCUAGUAACGAUUUAACAAUCAGUAAUAAGCUCAGAAAAGUUGAAGUUGGGGAAGUUUUCAAGGCCAGGAAAGCAAAACUUGGGAAAGUAAUCGCUCCGCUUCAACAAAUAGUGUCACCUUUCGGAAAGACUGAUGUGGCAUCAGUGCUAUCGGAAACCAUUGUACACAUUAAAUUUCUCCAUGAACAAGUCAGUAUAUUAACUAAUGCGGCAAUGGAAAGUGGAGCUUCCAUUCGACCACAGAAUUGUGAUAAUUCAAAGGAUUCGCAAGGGCAAAAACAAGAUCUUAGAAGUAGAGGGCUAUGUCUAGUUCCAGUUUCAAGCACCCACAAAACAACCAUUGCUUCCUGGGACCCGAGCCUGCAUUCAGAGGAGCUUAUGAUGAAUUUUAUUAACCAGUAUGAUUAACUAGUUCAACUGGCCGGCCUUUUAAAAGAACACUUUUGAUAUGCUUAUUUAUGUUUCGAUCUUUGUUUGUGUGUGCAUUGGUGCAAGUCAGAGUAUGGUGGCCCAGGGUCAUAUAUGGUAUAGCCUUAUUCAGUUAUUUCCCUUCAGUGUGUAUACUUCAUAUUUUAAGAUGUUUAGUUGAAAUA
This is a messenger RNA of Daucus carota subsp. sativus, 1372 nucleotides long. RefSeq names its product receptor-like serine/threonine-protein kinase SD1-8. Gene Ontology annotation, molecular function: protein dimerization activity. NCBI's taxonomy places the organism in Eukaryota, Viridiplantae, Streptophyta, Magnoliopsida, Apiales, Apiaceae. The transcript is spliced from 7 exons. The record is from RefSeq and is a predicted model, not a curated record. The coding region runs from base 87 to 1187 and encodes 366 amino acids.